AUGAUGACACCAACAACUACAGUUCCUGCGAUUCGAAUCGUCGCCAAUUCCACAAUCAGACAAUCCGCCCGGCUGCUUUUUGCGCGGACUUAUGCGACCCAGACUGGACUUGGAGCUACGGCGACGUCAAAGCCCAAACGAAGGAGCGUAACUCCGUUUAAUGACACCGGAUUUGUGCCAUGGAGUGAAUUAUCAGCCACUGAGAAGGCGGCGAGGGCAACCCAGCAGUCAUACAACUUUGGCAUGAUUAUAGUCGGCCUGGUUUUAACUGGUGGCGUUACGUAUUUCCUAUGGACAGAUGUCUUUUCUCCCGAGAGUAAAACGAGACAGUUCAACAGGGCUGUCGAUAGAAUUAAGAAAGACCACAGAUGCCUUGAGCUUCUAGGUGAUGCGAACAAAAUUUCAGCUCAUGGAGAUGAGACCUUCAACAAAUGGAGAAGAGCACGACCCAUCACAUCCACCGAGAGGAUGGAUGGUCAGGGUAAUCAACAUCUCAUGAUGCAUUUUUACGUUGAGGGUCCUAAAGGGAACGGAGUAGUGCAAUGCCACAUGGUGAUGCCUCGUGGUGAGAGCGAAUACGAUUACAAAUACCUAUUCGUGGAUGUCAAGGGACACGAAAGAAUUUACCUGGAAAAUGCAGAUACUGCCAAGGCACGGGCAGGCAAGAAGUCUGUGAGCUUCUUCGGAGUCAAAUGGGGUUAAAAAUAGGUGGGAUACGGCGCUUCAAGGUGUUGUUUUGCCCUCCUCUCAAGGAGAUGGCCCUGGAAUGGCGCAUUAUGAAUGGGCAGCUUUCAUCAACCCAAUCCCGGAUGGUGUUUAUGUAUAACUAUACGCGUAUGACGAGAUGAUUCAUGUUUUGUGCUUCAUCUAUAUCUUCGAAGACGGCCUUUAGGCUCAUUGAUUCUUGUUCAGCCUAUUCUUUCCGGAACAAUCUGACACACAGUGGAAUUAUCUGGAUGUUGACGGCGGCUGAACGGAGCCUAUUUCGGUAUGUUGCUUCCGGACGGAAUGCAAUAUAUCGAGUCUCUCACGUCUCGUUGUCCUCUGUUACAGUUUUCCUAUCGUCCGAGUCAAUUGCGAUUCUCCUUUGAAAAGUGAUCCGGAUAAUACUGAUUCGCCCCUUACAGC
Molecule: messenger RNA, 1128 nt
Organism: Trichoderma asperellum CBS 433.97
Lineage: Eukaryota; Fungi; Ascomycota; Sordariomycetes; Hypocreales; Hypocreaceae
Gene: TIM21
Product: mitochondrial import inner membrane translocase subunit tim21
Biological process (GO): protein import into mitochondrial matrix
Cellular component (GO): TIM23 mitochondrial import inner membrane translocase complex
Source: RefSeq, a predicted model, not a curated record